Molecule: messenger RNA, 5052 nt
Organism: Meriones unguiculatus (Mongolian gerbil)
Lineage: Eukaryota; Metazoa; Chordata; Mammalia; Rodentia; Muridae
Gene: Alx4
Product: ALX homeobox 4
Exons: 4
Coding region: 108-1346 (412 amino acids)
Biological process (GO): regulation of transcription by RNA polymerase II
Molecular function (GO): DNA-binding transcription activator activity, RNA polymerase II-specific; RNA polymerase II transcription regulatory region sequence-specific DNA binding
Source: RefSeq, a predicted model, not a curated record
AGCUCUGCCACCGCCUCCUCGCCUCCCCUACCCUUCGCCCAGGCGCGCGGUGGCGUCCUCGCGCCCUCCCCGGCGCCCCCGCCCGUCGCCCCCGCCGCCGGCCAGGCAUGAACGCUGAGACCUGCGUCUCUUACUGCGAAUCGCCGGCCGCUGCCAUGGACGCCUACUACAGCCCGGUGUCGCAGAGCCGGGAGGGCUCGUCUCCUUUCAGGGGCUUCCCAGGAGGCGACAAGUUCGGCGCCACUUUCCUGUCGGCCGCCGCCGCGGCCAAAGGACAGGGCUUCGGGGAAGCCAAGAGCCGGGCCCGCUACGGCGGCGGCGGCGGCGGCGGCGGCGGCGCGGGGCAGCAGGACCUGGCGGCCCCGCUGGAGAGCCCCGGCGGGGCGCGGGGCUCCUUUAACAAGUUCCAGCCGCCGCCGCCGCCCACCCCGCAGCCUCCUCCCGCGCCGCCCGCGCCGCCGCCGCCGGCGCAUCUCUACUUGCAGCGGGGCGCCUGCAAGACGCCCCCGGACGGCGGCCUCAAGCUCCAGGAGGGCAGCGGCGGCCACAACGCGGCCCUACAGGUCCCCUGCUACGCCAAAGAGAGCAACCUGGGUGAGCCGGAGUUGCCCCCUGACUCUGAAUCCGUGGGCAUGGACAACAGCUACCUCAGUGUGAAGGAGACAGGGGCCAAGGGACCCCAGGACCGGGCUAGUGCUGAUAUCCCAAGUCCCCUAGAAAAGACCGACUCUGAGAGCAACAAGGGCAAGAAGCGGCGGAACCGAACCACCUUCACGAGCUACCAGCUGGAGGAGCUGGAGAAGGUCUUCCAGAAGACACACUACCCUGAUGUGUAUGCGAGGGAGCAGCUGGCUAUGAGGACCGACCUCACUGAGGCCCGCGUGCAGGUUUGGUUCCAGAACCGGAGGGCCAAGUGGAGGAAGAGGGAGCGCUUCGGACAGAUGCAGCAGGUCCGGACCCACUUCUCCACGGCCUAUGAGUUGCCCCUCCUCACCCGAGCCGAGAACUAUGCCCAGAUUCAGAACCCGUCCUGGAUUGGCAACAAUGGGGCUGCCUCACCAGUGCCAGCCUGUGUGGUCCCCUGUGACCCGGUGCCUGCCUGUAUGUCCCCUCAUGCUCAUCCUCCUGGCUCGGGCGCCAGCAGCGUCUCCGACUUCUUGAGUGUCUCUGGGGCCGGCAGUCAUGUGGGCCAGACACACAUGGGCAGCCUGUUUGGAGCAGCUGGCCUCAGCCCGGGCCUCAAUGGUUACGAGAUGAACGGCGAGCCAGACCGCAAGACCUCGAGCAUUGCUGCACUGCGCAUGAAGGCCAAGGAGCACAGUGCAGCCAUCUCUUGGGCCACAUGACAGGGCCCCCCCGCCAGUCCUGAUGUCGUCCCCCUCCCUGGGGCCCUGGCCACGUCCCUGCUUUCCAGGACCCCAGCUUCCCACCUGACUCUCCUCUUAGGAACCCGGCCUGGCCCAGGGGCCUGGCCCUCAGCACUUUCAGCCACCCCAAGUCUGAGGCCCCAGGGACUGCUGGGAGGGAGGGGGCAGUAGGCCCUUGCUCCCUCCUGGCUCUGAGGCCAUGACCCAUGCUCCCUGCCACUGGCAGUGGAAAAAGCCAGGUGGCCCUGUGUGUAGCUUUGCAUCAUGUAAGCUGAGGCCCUGUCUCUCUUUGUGUCCUUUCACCCCUUCCAUUUGACUUAAGUCAAAGUUAGGCUCCUUUCCAGACCUAGCGGCUUCAACAGUCCAGCCUUGUCUAACCUUCCUUCUUUCUGUGGGGUCCCCUGCUCACUGGGCCUAUGGCUGUGGGUCUUAAGUAACCAGAUGCCAUGCAGAAUUGGUUCCUGACUCCCUUUGCUCCUUGAAAGUGCCUGACACGCCACCUUCUGCAUCUGGGCAUCUGAUCAUCCACCCAUCCUGUGGUCCUUGUGACUGUAGCUUGACUAUGAUGGAUACACCUGGGAAAGGUGGGAGGAAAGAUGAGGGGACAGAGCUGAAAGACUCUUUUUGCUGUCCUCCCAUAAGGAUGGCCAAGCCCCGAGGAGGCAUGAGCCAGCCUUUACUCCUGAAACUGGUUCUGGCUGGCACUGUGCGGACGGGGUGCCAGGUGUGAAAGGAGACAAGGACACAUACUACCCCACCCCCACCACCACCAUACAUGGCCGUCAGGAAUCAGAGAAGCUCUCCUGGGUACCACCUGGCAUCUUCUGCAGUGGAAGGUUAGCUCUGCAGCCUCCUCAGGGUCCCUCUGGGAGGAGUUGAGGUAUUUGUCCUCUCCCUCUCGGUCACUCACUGUGACUGCUGCUGGACAGUCUCCCGGGCUGGAGGAAUUUAGACCUUGAAAGACAUAAGCUAGAGCACAGGGCCACAGCUGAAGCAGAGGACGUGACCAGCUCUGCCUCCAGCCAGGAUGGCCUUUCUAUGCUCAGACUAACCAUGUCCACCCACCACCACAGCGUCGUGCCUGCUGGAGCUUCCCGCACAGGGUAGGUGGAGAUCGGUGCCCCUCUAGGCUAAAAGGAGAGCUGCCUUCCAGUUGCCCUAGAUACCCUCUUAGAAAUCCUAUCCUUACUUCCUCCCCAGGGGCCACGAUCUCUGCCUUGGCUGGCCUCAGGAAAGCCUCCCAUCAAGUCCCUCCAGGCCCACUCUUCAUGGCAGGAAAUCCUCCCGAUGCCAGUCCCCUAUCUGAAGGAAGGGGGUCCCUCUCUACCUGACUUGACCUGGAGUUAGGAACUAGGAUUUGAAGUGGCCUUAGCCCUCAUCUGAGCUGGAGCACAGAACCACCCUUGAGGUAGGUCCCUCAAGCAGGUGGCCUUUUCCUGAGGAGACACACUUGCUUUUUCUACCUUUGCCUUGACUGUUAUCCAUGAGGUGGGUUUGGCCCACUUGGCCCAGGGUUCUGCUCACCGAAUGACCUCUCAAGGUUGGGCUGAGGACUGAGGACGCUUGCCUGGCUAGCAUCUGCUCUAGGUCUCAGUGGGUGAGAAGGGAUCACCACACCUUGUUCAGGUCCUCAUCUGCUCUGGAAUGCAGGCAGGCUAAACCCUCACUAGAAUGUAGACUCUAGGUUGGUCACCCCUAGUCAGACCUCUUCAGAAACUAGUUCUUGAAUCUUAGGAAGGCAAAAAAGGUCUUGGGUACUGAACUCAGUGUUCUUAGUGGCUCAGUCCUAAUGUUUCAGAUGUUUGGGGAUCUAGGUCUGUCUUACAUGUGCUCCAGAAAUAACCCACUCCCUCAGAAUCUAGUAACAGAAGGAAGGACUUAAGAGCAGGAGCAAUUCUUUGGGGGGUCCUCCUUCAUGGCUGUCAUGGCUAAGGAAAUGUGUCCAUAUCUAGAUAAUCAGUACAAAGAGAGAACCAGGAUGGCUCAGAAAAGAACCGUCAGAAGGUUUUUGAUAGAUUCUUCUGAAAGGGAAUGACAUAUAACUUCUCCAAGUUUUAUUUCUGGCCAGGCUAGACCAAGUCAGGCAAAUUCUAGCCCACAAGCUUCAGAAUGAAAAAGGCAAAUAGAAAAAGCCCUUUGCUCUCCAGCACAGCCAAGAACUAACAUGCCUUCUAUCACCUCUCCAGCUGGAGCCUUUUUCUCCUAGGCUGCUCUGGAGGGCCUUGGCCUCAGCUGGUUCCUGGGGCAGCUGGAGAUGUGCUGAGCUCCCACAGUACUUUCCUCAUCUCUCACCUCUCCUCGGCUUCCCAGUCCUCCAGAAGAGAACUGUGGGCUCCUGUUGUCCCUAGUGGGUCUGUCUUAGUGUCCAGGGUGCUAGGCAAGUAAAAAGCCCUCCGCGGCAACUUGGCUUCCUAGAGAGGCAGAUCUCCCAAAGGCACAGAUAAGAAGGGGGAACGGUACCUGCUGGGAGGGGGCCACUGUUCAUGAGCAAGCUGAGUGAGCUGAGUCCAGCCUUGACUGACAGCACAGUAAGUGGCCACACCCAGUCCUGGCAGCCUAGAGAGAGCUCAGUUCCCCAGAAGCCCCUCCCCUUCACAGCACAGGGUGUCAAGAAUCUGGGGCAGAAAGGCAUGCCUCCAAGUGUUUCUCUGAGUUUUAAUUCUUCCUGGAUCUCAGUUCUCACAACCACGUGUCCACCUUUGAGGAGCAGGAUGCGUGGGGAUUUAGGCACAGCGAGAUCCAUGGGUUUCCCAGCACACACUGCCAGGCUCACGUUGGACACAGCUCUGAUGGCCCAGCUCCCUGAGUAGACAGGAAGGGUUCCAUGGAAACCACCACGUGUUGUCCUUGGGCAGAUUCAUCUCUGAGCACUCAGAGGAACCCGACGUUCCAGGUCAAUGGGAAUGACACUGACUGUCAGGCACAGAGACAAACAGACCCGGGAGGGAGAGAGAGUGGCAGGCAAUCUGGCCCCAGGGUGCUACUUCAUAACCAUACAGUUUCGAAGCAGGGCAGGCUACUGCUUCUUUCGCUCAGCCCCACUUUGCUGCAGGGAUGCCCCAGGGAGGAGCUCUCCCUGGACGGUGUCUCCCUCCCUUCCCUCUCCUUUCUUCCCCCUUCACUUAUACAUAGAGCUAGGCCUGUAUACUACUGAUUUUGAGGACCGUUUUCAGUGUCUAAUAACCUGUUUGGGUGUGCAGUGGUCAGAAAAAAGAGAGAGAGAGAAAGCUGAGAGAUGGAACAUGAACCUCAACCAAUACUCGCUAUUCUUGUAAGAUAUUUUAACCCUGUAUAAAUGCAACUUUUACUUUAGCUUAAUGGCCUGGGGUGGAACAUUCAAAUAUAUAUAUAUAUAUAAAUAUAAAUAUUAAAAUACAUUAAAUUUUCAGAAAAAUGUAAAAAAAAAUUGAGGUCCGUUCCAUAAAGUUUUACUGCCUAUACCAUCAUGUAACUACGUUAUAGCAAAAUAUUAAAAGAAACUUUUUUUUUCUUUUAAAGUAAGUUAUUGCACUUACGUCUUUUGGAGAAGGGAGGAAUGUAGGAAGAAGGGGGCUGAAGAGCUGAGAGGGUCUGAAGAAUGCAAGGGCGGAGGCAGCUGACGCUCCCAGCACCCCUUUGUCGGGUGCAGCCCAGACUGUCUGUUUGGUUGUUGUUGUUAUUUGCAAUAAACUCCUUCCUCCUCUCG